Psilocybe cubensis is the source of this 2358-nucleotide messenger RNA. RefSeq lists its product as uncharacterized. NCBI's taxonomy places the organism in Eukaryota, Fungi, Basidiomycota, Agaricomycetes, Agaricales, Agrocybaceae. The record is from RefSeq and is a predicted model, not a curated record. Gene Ontology annotation, molecular function: cytoskeletal motor activity; protein binding. The transcript has 14 exons. Gene Ontology annotation, cellular component: cytoplasm. The coding region runs from base 1 to 2358 and encodes 785 amino acids.
AUGUCUGUUGAUCCUGAAGCUGUGAAAGUUGACGCACCUAUCGUAUCUUCGGAGACAGAUCAGUCUUUGGAACUCAAGAAAAAGUCAACGCAGACGGCGCGGGUUGUGUUACCGACUGCUGCUGAUGAUGCGCAUGCGGAUGUGGACACCGAUGAAGAAGGUCCGGAGGACGGCGUUGAGGAGGAGACGGACGAUGGAGACUUUUUGAGCGAGUUUCCUGAUGACACCGAGGAUUUGGAACUCGUGCACUCAAAAAUCGGCUCUUUGGCGGGUCUACGGCUUGCGCGGUUCGCGGAGCAUCUGAAGAGAUUGUGCCUCCGACAGAACUUCAUCUCUAUUCUGGAGCCUGAGACGUUCCAUCAACUGACGAAGUUGGAGGAGUUGGAUCUGUACGACAACAAAUUGAAAGGUGUCGGAGAUGCACUGGAUAAACUCGAGAAUCUGAGCACACUUGAUCUGUCGUUCAAUCUCCUGCGAUCGGUGCCAGACCGCCUGGAGUUUCUGCACUCUUUGGAUACCAUCUACUUUGUGCAGAAUAAAAUAACCAAGAUUUCUGGCUUUGCUUCAUGCGUCACGUUGAGAAGCUUGGAGUUGGGUGGAAACAAGAUUCGUAAAAUCGAAAAUCUGGAAAGUCUGGUUAAUCUGGAAGAACUUUGGCUUGGGAAGAACAAGAUCACUAAACUUCAGGGUUUGGGAACGCUUAAGAAGCUCAAGAUUCUUUCUUUGCAAUCCAACAGAAUUACCAAGUUGGAGGGUCUUGAAGAACUGAAAGAUCUUAGCCAGCUAUAUCUCAGUCACAAUGGUAUCGAGCGAUUAGAAGGGUUGGAACACAAUCUUGAGUUAACUACGCUGGAUGUUGGGAACAAUUUCAUUCCUGCAAUCGAAAAUAUCUCCCAUCUGAAGAAGCUUGAAGAGCUCUGGAUGAAUGGAAACAAGAUUCCUGAUCUUUCGUCCCUGGAACCUGAACUGAGAGGUAUAUCUACGUUGGAGACUCUGUAUCUGGAACACAACCCCUGUCAGAAGAACGAUAUGACGGGAUACAGGAGGAAGAUUCAACUUGCGCUUCCACAGUUGAAGCAAAUAGACGCAACCAAAUCCAAGGCAAAGGGAAUCAACGCAAGCUCGUUCUUCGACCUCAAAGCAGAACUCUCAAAACAGGAAGCAGAGUUCGCCAAAGCCAAAGCAGCCGGGCGCAGCACCUCGAUUGUUGGUGGUGUUAAACGUCCAGAUAAGAAACCAACGGUAUGGGCACGUCAAAAUAAGGGCGUUAAUAUCCGUGCCGGUCGAGACGUUGAAUUGGAAGAGGUUGCAAAGCCUACACUUGACUCGGCUAGAGCAGCUUUAGAGCGGAAAGCGAAAAUAUACGAAAAGCUCAGAAGAGGGAAGACUGGAGGCUUGAACGAUGCGCAGUAUGACGCACUUCUGGUCGAUUUUGACACGGAUAACGUUACCUCAAAGUACUAUGAAGCAGAUAGCGCAGAUGAAGAUGAGAGUUUAACGGUACCUACACGUCCUGAGGAUGACCCUAUGGUGGAAUAUGAAGACGAAUUUGGACGAAUACGAACAGCACGACGCUCUGAAGUGCCCAGAAAUAUGAUUACAAAUCGUGAAGAUGAGGUCGACGAAGAUGAAGAUAUCAUCAUACGAAACCCCGUCAACCACUUCCCCACUUACCAGCCAACUGAGGAGAGACUGGCUGAAAUAGCAAAACAAUACGCAGAGGAAAACAAUCCUUUGAGUCAGCAUUAUGAUGCUUCGAAGGAGGUACGCGCUAAGGGUGCCGGAUUCUACCAAUUCUCUGGCGACGAGGCGACGAGGGCUGCACAAAUGGAAGAGCUCAAAGCUUCAAGAGAAGAGACGACUAGGAUAAGACAAGAAUUGGGAGCCGAAGAUGUCAAGUUUGGCGAGAUCGAGGGCAUGCGACACGGCGAAGGACAGGGAGGUACGGCAGGGGGACCAGUGGUUAGCAGGGGCGCUGAGAAAAGGAAAAGAGAGCUUGAAGAAAGAAGGAAAUUGCUCGAAGCUAAAAGAAAGAAAGCGAAGGUUUCCGACUCCUCUGCCGCUACCCCUUCGAGUUCUGCUACUCCAGAGAUCAAGGUGACGUCGCAAGAUCUCAACAAAUUGCGCGCUGCUUCGCCACCACCGCCACAGGCUACAUCUGCAAACCGAGUUUCGCGCUUCAGCGACCGUCAAUCAAUUAAAGAAACUAGUCCUGCUUCAAGUGAUCCUUUUGCGGCUCUCGAAUCGAAACUAACGUCUUCUUCCAAAGCAAAAGGGAAAAGUAAAGCAGAAUAUCCUACGAAUGAUGCAGAUUCGUUCUUGGCCCAAUUAGAACAAGAGUUUCUGGCCAAAAGAUAA